CGGCAGCGAGGAGAAGGAAGCUUCGACCAAUGGCGCGGCCGCUUUGAGGAGAGGGGGCGGGGAUUCCGUCGCCGGGGUGCCUCCCGGGCGGCUAGCUAACAAUAGGCCGGGAGAGGGAACAGGCAGCUCGGUUCGGCUCGGUUCGGCUCGGCAGGUCCAAGCGGUUCCCCCACCCCCCCCCCGCCCCUUCCCGGUGGAGGAGCUGACUUUAGCCGCCGCUGCAGACGGAGCGGUCCGGUGUCGGAGCCACAGCUCGCCCCCCCGGUUUUGCUCCAGGUGGAUUUUGACGAGCUCGCGGACGAAAGGGGUCAUGUGCGACAACGGGGAGGUGGAGGACAAGCCGCCGGCCCCGCCCAUGCGGAACACCAGCACCAUGAUUGGCUCCUGCGGCAAAGACCCCGCCCCCGUCAAUCACGGCUCCAAGCCCCUCCCCCCCAACCCGGAGGACAAGAAGAAGAAAGAUCGGUCCAUCCGCUUCAUCCUGACCGGCGGCGGUGACAAGACCUACAAGAAGAAAGAGCGGCCUGAGAUUUCUCUGCCGUCGGAUUUUGAGCACACCAUCCACGUCGGUUUCGACGCCGUCACCGGGGAGUUUACCGGGAUGCCCGAGCAGUGGGCCCGCCUCCUGCAGACCUCCAACAUCACCAAACUGGAGCAGAAGAAGAAUCCUCAGGCCGUGUUGGACGUACUCAAGUUCUACGACUCAAAGGAAACCAGCAACAGCCAGAAAUACAUGAGCUUCACCGACAAGAGCGCAGACAUCUUCGCCUCGUCCACCACAGCGCUCUCCAAGAGCGUGUCGGAGACGCCCGCCAUCGCCACCGUGUCGGAGGACGAAGACGAAGACGAAGCUGAGCCGCCGCCCGUCAUCGCGCCGCGGCCGGAACACACCAAGUCGAUCUACACGCGCUCGGUGCUGGAGCCCCUCCUGCCGCCACCCGCCAAAGAGGCGGGGGCCGCUUCCCCCGUGGCGGCCCCCCCCGCCGCCGCCUCUUCCUCCUCCUCGGGUUCCGGCGCCGCCGUCACGCCGCCGGGCUGCCCCGCCGCCGAGGACGCCGCGCCCGGGAGCCCCCCCGGGGGGGCCGUCCCCGCCCCCGGGCCCUCCCUCCCCCGCCCUCAGGAAAAAGGUCGCAAGAAGAAGAUGUCGGACGAGGAGAUCCUGGAGAAGCUCAGGACCAUCGUGAGCGUGGGGGACCCCAAGAAGAAGUACACCCGCUUCGAGAAGAUCGGACAGGGCGCAUCCGGGACGGUUUACACGGCCAUCGACGUUGCCACCGGUCAAGAGGUGGCCAUCAAGCAGAUGAACCUGCAGCAGCAGCCCAAGAAAGAACUCAUCAUCAACGAGAUCCUGGUCAUGAGGGAAAACAAGAACCCCAACAUCGUCAACUACCUGGACAGUUACCUGGUGGGCGACGAGCUGUGGGUGGUGAUGGAGUACCUGGCCGGCGGCUCCUUGACGGACGUCGUCACGGAAACCUGCAUGGACGAAGCCCAGAUAGCGGCCGUGUGCAGAGAGUGUCUGCAGGCGCUGGAGUUCCUCCACUGCAACCAAGUCAUCCACCGGGACAUCAAGAGCGACAACAUCCUGCUCGGCAUGGACGGAUCCGUCAAGCUCACCGACUUCGGCUUCUGCGCCCAGAUCACCCCGGAGCAGAGCAAGCGCAGCACCAUGGUGGGCACGCCCUACUGGAUGGCUCCCGAGGUGGUGACCCGCAAAGCCUACGGGCCCAAAGUGGACAUCUGGUCCCUGGGCAUCAUGGCCAUCGAGAUGGUGGAGGGCGAGCCCCCCUACCUCAACGAAAACCCGCUCAGGGCGCUGUAUCUGAUCGCCACCAACGGGACGCCAGAGCUGCAGAACCCCGAGAAGCUUUCCGCCACCUUCCGGGACUUCCUGAACCGAUGCCUGGAGAUGGACGUGGAGAAGAGGGGCUCAGCCAAGGAGCUGCUGCAGCACCAGUUCCUGAAGAUGGCCAAGCCGCUCUCCAGCCUGACUCCGCUCAUCGUGGCCGCCAAGGAGGCCGCCAAGAACAACCGCUAGCUCGCGCGCCACCGCCGCCGCCCCUCCUCUUCCUCCUCUUCCUCGUCCGCGCUGGACUCCCGGGAGAGGGGGCGGGGCACCACGCGAUUGAUUUCAUUGGUCCGAAUGAUGAUGAUGUCAUCAGCAGAGAGAGAGAGACUCGGUUUGCUCUGUUUUCUACGUGUGUGGGCGUGUCUAAUUUGAAUGUCUGUUUUUUAAUUUUUAUUUUUAUUUUUUUUUUUAAUCUGUGUGUGUGUGUGUGUGUGUGUGUGUGAGAGAGAGGGAGAGAAAAACGAGCGUGUAAGAAAUGAUGAUGCUGGAAAAUUAAGUGAUUGUAACAUUGACGCGGCUUAGCCUAGCUAGCUAGCGUAGCUGCGUCCGUGGUCCAGUCGGCACUGUGAGUAAGAGACGAUGAUUAAUAUGAAUUCUUAUAGUGACGAUAAUGACUGCGGCACGGGUUCUCAAACUGGGGUCCGGGGGCCAUAGCUUGGGGGACGACAAAACAAAAAAGAAAUUGGCCCAGCGUAAGGAGAUUUGCGUGCCAUUUAGGGAAAGAAAACAAAGCAAACCCCUCCCCGAGCUUUGGGCCAGUCCAAAGAUCUGAUAUGAUUGCUGCAUAACUUCACACGUUUUUGUAUAUUCAGCAAAAAUGUAUUCCUGUGUUCACACCAUGUCGCAACGGAAAAAAAUAACCAAACCACAAUCAUUGAAAUACAGCGGGAUAGUCGGCCCAAGUUUUCAAAACAAAGGGAAAGCUUUAAUCUAAAUAUCUAAAAUAAGUGUUAAUCUAGGCCACCGUCACAUUAAAUUUGUGUCUACAUGGAAAGAUAACACACUUUACUGAAAUGAUUGUAUACAAAAGUACGAUAACGGAGCGUCAAAGUUAGGUACCCAUGGUUUCGCUUAACGUAAUUUCCAGCCUACAGAGCGCACCUGCUUAUAAGGCUCACCCAGUACAUUUGGAAAGGAAAUACGCUCACGCUAGCGUGGCGCCAACAAGGCCGGUACAAAAAAAAAAAAAAAAAAAACAUACCGGUAAAAAAAUCACUGAGACACAGCAGCAUGCUAGCGCAGUGCUAACGGGGCCAGUUUAAAAAAAAAAAAAAAAAAAAAAACAUACCAGUAAAAGUCACUUCCUCGGGACAUAUAUUCCACCAGUCUCACUCUUACCUUUUCCGUUUGAGUGCCCCCUUGCGGUCGUUCAAAAAAUUGCACAAAUUGGCCACAUCGCAGGAUGAUCCUCAAGGUUGAAAGCGUGUGAAAAAAGAUGCGGUUUAUAAGCCGGAAAUUAUGGUAUUCAUGUUUUUUUUUUUUUUCUUUUCCGUGAUUUAAUUUUUUUUCUCCCCAAAAAUGCUUGUUGGCGGUAUAUUGCCAUUUACGGUACUCAACAUUUUUUUUUUCCUCAAUGUUUUCAUAGUGAGCGUCAGAUUUUCGCUAUCCACAUUCAGGCCAAUCGGCAAAUUGAAAUGACUUUUGUGUACCUUUAGAGGGCGCUGAAGCACACUUUGAGACUUUUCGCUGUCUUCAUUUGAAAAAAUAGAUGAAUGAAAUUCACUCAAUGACAAAUUGAAUUUUUCCCCCUUUGUUCUGACUUUAUCUUUGAUAAUUCUGACUGUUCUCAUACCAGGGGUGUCAAAAUACAUUUUUAUCGCGGGCCACAUUGUAGUUAUGGUUUCUCUCAGAGGGCCGUUAUGAAAAUCUUUAAUUGACCCAUCAUAUUUACACGUUAAAUUUAUCAGCUUGGUUCAGAAUCCGAAACCAAUUGGACACUCAAAAUUGCCCCCCCGGGUGUGAUUGUGAGUGCGGCCGUUUGAUCGGCUGGCGACCAGUUCAGGGUGUGCCCCGCCUCUUGCCCGUUGACACCUGCGAUAGGCUCCAGCACUUCCCGCGACCCUCGUGAGGAUAAGCAGUAAAGAAAAUGGAUGUAUGUUACAGAUUUGAACAAAAAUCAUCGACGUCGAUAGACGUGAUUUCCCUUUACGGGCCACACAAAAUCAUGUGGCGGGCCGCAUCUGGCCCCCGGGCCUUGAGUUUGACACCCGCGUCUUAUACGAUACCUUUUAUCGCACCUUUUUUUUUUUUUUUUUAAAUAUUUGUUCUUUUAAAGAUUGGGGAAAAAAAAAGACAUUCAUAAUGUGGCUUUUUUUUUUUUGCGCCCGUGGAAAAACGUCUUCCCCCUGUCAACGGUCCCUGGACCCCGAAAGUUUGCCCAUCUGCACUCAGGAGCACAAUGAAGAAAUUGUGCGUGAAUGCUCUUCAGUGUUGAAGCAAAAAAAAAAAAAAAAAGACAAAACAAAAUCCAACAAGUCAACUUUUAGAGGGGACAAAUUAUGGAAAAUCACAUUUUCAAAACCGUGCAUCCACCAUAGUUCAACAUUGAUGCGAUGAAGUGCCGCCUCCGUCGGCGAAAAUGAAAUCUUAACGAAUCCGCGCUUUGGGGCGCACAGUUGGCACCCCCCUCAUGUGGAACAGUUGUCACGGUAACGAGGGCGUCGGCUCCAUUGUAGUAGGGGGCGGGGUAAGCAGUGGUUCAUUUGCACGAGAGAGAACCUCCACACCCCCCACCCCAAAAAAAAAAAACACUAAUUUGGAAUUUGGCGACCAGUUCAGGGUGUGUACCCCCGCCUCCUGCCCGUUGACAGCUGUGACCCUCGUGAGGAUAAGCGGCAAAGAAAAUGGAUGGAUGUAAGCUGUCUCCUUUAAUUGAGAACUUGCUGGUGAUUACCCAUCAUGCACUCUGCCAAACGGCGGGUGAUGUGAAGAACGUGCAUGUUUCUGUUUGGAUUUUUUAUUUUUAUUUUCUUUUUUUAUUAUUAUUCUUGGUACGCUAGAAAAGUGAUGACGAGCGAUUCUUCCAGAAGGACACUUUGUACAAAUGCGGAAAUAAAGUGCGAUGAGUCAAGUUUGUGUUUCACUUCCUGCCACAAAAUGUACUUUACACAACGAAGCAAACGCACUUUUAACCUAUUUGACGUUCUUCUCUGCCUGCACAAUUUAUCU
This is a messenger RNA of Syngnathoides biaculeatus (alligator pipefish), 5017 nucleotides long. RefSeq names its product p21 protein (Cdc42/Rac)-activated kinase 1 (gene pak1). Gene Ontology annotation, molecular function: ATP binding; protein serine/threonine kinase activity. Gene Ontology annotation, biological process: regulation of actin cytoskeleton organization; protein phosphorylation; regulation of axonogenesis. The transcript is spliced from 16 exons. Gene Ontology annotation, cellular component: cytoplasm. NCBI's taxonomy places the organism in Eukaryota, Metazoa, Chordata, Actinopteri, Syngnathiformes, Syngnathidae. Bases 311 to 2038 code for a protein of 575 amino acids. The record is from RefSeq and is a predicted model, not a curated record.